Schistosoma turkestanicum is the source of this 1342-nucleotide messenger RNA. The record is from the annotation of a GenBank genome assembly. NCBI's taxonomy places the organism in Eukaryota, Metazoa, Platyhelminthes, Trematoda, Strigeidida, Schistosomatidae.
AUGUUUUAUGCAGAAAUAUUAGAAGAAACUCACGAUCAUCUGGAAAAUAGUUUUGUCUCGACUUUCAAUAUCUAUACUGCUCUUGGAAUGGUUCUUGCGGGAUGUGAAGGAAAUACAAAAGCUGAAAUGAUUAGGGCAAUGCAGUUAUCCAACCACUUGAAAGUCGAGAUAAUUCACAAUCGCAUCGGUGAAAUGCUGUCAAAAUGUUCUAAAGCUGACAGAGGUGUUGAAAUAAUCCUUGGGAAUAGGCUGUUUGCAAGAAAGAAUAUGGACAUUAAAAAACAUUUCAAGAAAACCCUAAAGAAAUAUUACAACGCACUUGUGGAAAAUGUAGCAUUUCAAACAGAUCCAGAGAGUGCUCGAAUACGAAUCAACCAGUGGGUUAGUGAACAGACCGAUGGGAAGGUUCAACAACUCAUUCCUUCAAAACUUUUACAAAAUGAUACUUCGGCUGUUGUGGUAUCAACCACAUACUUCAGAGGUAUGUGGAAUCUACCUUUUCUGCCGAAUGCAACAACUGACAGUGAUUUCUAUACACUGGACGGAUUGACGAUCAACGUGAGGUUGAUGUAUAAAGAGUCAUUUUUCGAUAUGACCAGUUUACCUCACUUGAUGGCACGGGGAGUGAAAAUACCGUUCAAAGAUCCUAAGUAUUCAUUAUUGGUUAUUCUUCCAAAUGAACUGAAUGGAUUACCGAACCUAUUGAAGUUGUUGUACAAAACUGGAGGAAUUUCUUCAGUACUCUCCAGUAAUUUCGAGAAUACGAAGUUGCAGUUGUACUUGCCUAAAUUUAAAUUGAGAGAAGGAAGCGCUUUGAGUUUGAAAAGUGUUUUGCGGAAAAUGGGAAUAAACGACGCAUUCAAUUCUGAAUCAGCGGACUUCUCAAACAUCACUGACUCGGAUAGACUGUAUAUAUCAGAUGUUUUGCAUAAGGCUAUACUUGAAAUCGAUGAACAAGGUGUGAUAGCAGCUGCAGCAACAGAAGUAAGGCUACUUAUUGGGUCAUGUUGUGGACCACAAGAACCUGUGCCGGAAUUCCGUGUUGAUCAUCCGUUCAUUGUUUCUGUUGUAUGGAAUGAUUCUGUACCAGUAUUUCUGGGACACAUUACAGCUCCAACGAAUGAUUGACCAGUAAUACGUAGACUGUCUAAAUUCUCUGAGAAGCAAUCUAUUUUGUACUUUUCCAAAAUUUUCCAGACCUAAUGUUUAAGAAUGCACUGUUUUGACUGACUGUUGAAUUAAAACUAUUUGAUUUUUUGUGUGGUAAUCAACAUUUUCUAAACUGAUCAUUACUAUUUGAAACCGAUUUUCAUGCUUUCUUGUUCUUUGAACAUACUCUUCC